CUGUGGUUCAUUACUGCCUGGCAUUGGCAUUGGCUACAAGUAGCUAUAUACUUGGGGGAGUUAGUAUAACUAACGAUCACCAGGAAGAUGGAACAAGAAACUACACAAAGUAAAAUCAUGGAAAAGACUGAGGUGGAAGAACCUGCCGCUGCUGUUACAGAAGAACCUGCCGCUGCUGUUACAGAAGAACCUGUGGCUGCUGUUACAGAAGAACCUGCGGCUGCUGUUACAGAAGAACCUGCUACUGAUGCAGAAGAACCUAUUCCGGGAGAAAACAAAUGGGAUGAAAAGAGGGAGACCAUAAUUAAGAAAGUGAAAGAAGUGGUCGAGAAGAGCACAAACAAGGCCAAGAAUCCGACUGUGAUUGUCAUUUGCUACAGAGGCAAGAAGAAGCGUAACCCGAACCAAUCAGACAAAAAGGAAGAGACUCCAGACAAUUCUUGCAGUCCAAAUAACCAAUGAAUGACUGUAAUCACAUACCUCAGCAGCCCUGCACGAUCUCCAGCAGGCUGCAGAGAUCUACAAGACUGGUCUGAUCAAUAAAGAAGGAAUAAGAUAUAGCAG
Mesocricetus auratus (golden hamster) is the source of this 564-nucleotide messenger RNA. RefSeq names its product serine-aspartate repeat-containing protein I. Bases 88 to 462 code for a protein of 124 amino acids. The transcript is spliced from 2 exons. The record is from RefSeq and is a predicted model, not a curated record. NCBI's taxonomy places the organism in Eukaryota, Metazoa, Chordata, Mammalia, Rodentia, Cricetidae.